Austrofundulus limnaeus is the source of this 4270-nucleotide messenger RNA. RefSeq names its product FA complementation group D2 (gene fancd2). Gene Ontology annotation, molecular function: DNA polymerase binding. Gene Ontology annotation, biological process: double-strand break repair involved in meiotic recombination; homologous chromosome pairing at meiosis; mitotic intra-S DNA damage checkpoint signaling. Gene Ontology annotation, cellular component: nucleus; condensed chromosome. NCBI's taxonomy places the organism in Eukaryota, Metazoa, Chordata, Actinopteri, Cyprinodontiformes, Rivulidae. The record is from RefSeq and is a predicted model, not a curated record.
CUGGCAGUGACGUUAGCCACGUCGUGCAACGCACAUUCGCGCGCAAGUUUGUUUUGUCAUUUCGGACGUCUGUGAGCUCGACUGCUSGGAAAAAUGCUGCGCAAAAAGCGACGCUCUUCUGUAGAACAAGGUGAAGGAACAACUACAUCCACCACACCGCUGAUGGAGGACUCAGUAUUCCACGUAUGAUUAUUAAUCAGCUCAAAUGGYUAGACAGAGUGGUGGACACCAAGGAACUGUCAGAGAAGCUGAUGGAGCUAGUCUCAGUAGCACCAGUCGAGGUGCAGCGUGACAUCAUUACCAGUUUACCGGAGAUACUGGAAGACUCCCAGCACAAUGAUAUCGCCCGACAGCUCAAUUCGUUGCUCCAKGAGAACACCCAGCUGACAGUUCCUAUCCUGGAUGCCCUCUCUAGUCUUAACCUAACUUUGUCUUUGCUGUCAGAGGUCCGAGAAGCUGUCAUGGCCACGCUCGCUGCCGUGCAACUAGAAGACCUUCCUGUGGUGGUCAAGUUCAUCCUGCACUCUGUUUCUGCCUCUGAUGCUUCUGARGUGGUGUGUAGUCUCCGUAGAAAGCUAGAACUGGAGCAGUGUGUUCUUCCUCCUGUGCUACAGGCCUCUCAGAGUCGCAUGAAGAGCAAAGGAGCAGCAACAUGUGCUUCCACGCCAGCAGCUGGAAGCAGUCAGGACAGCGUUGCAUUGAUACUCGACUGCAUAAAGUCAGCGGUGCGCUUCCAGAAAACCAUUUCUGAGGCUUGGCUUAAGGCAAUAGAAUCUGUGGAUGAAAUAGAGGAACAUAAGGUUCUAGAUCUGCUGGUUCUGUUUAUCCUCCACUCCACCAACGCCAACCAGAGCCGACGGGGGGCAGAGAGAGUCCUGAAGCUCAAAGUGAGGACUGGACUCCUGCAGGAGGCUCUGCUGCAGAAAGCCUUCAGGGACUACUCUCAGGUGAUGCGAGGCUACUUCCGUUCCAUUCUGGCACUUGCUCAGAGUUUGCUGCGCUCUCCGGAUCCCUGCGUGGUGCCUUUUGGUGGGCACAUGUACCGACACGCGUUCUCCGUGUUUGACUCCUACUGCCAACAGGAGGUUGUGGGGUCUCUGGUGACCCACGUGUGCAGUGGUGUGGGUGGGGAGGUGGAUAUGGCUCUGGAUCUACUCUGCUCUCUGGUUGUGGAGAAACCCUCAGAAAUGGCUCUAUAUGCUGUUUUUGUUAAGGGGAUCUUGGACUACAUGGACAACCUCACACCCCAGCAGAUUCGAAAACUCUUCCAGCUUCUGAGCAAACUGGCAUUUGGGCAGCAGCAACAAGGGUCUCACAUCCAGGACGACAUGCACAUAGUGAUCCGCAAGCAGCUGUCCAGCACUGUGCCCAAAUACAAGCGGAUAGGCAUCAUCGGUGCCGUGAUGAUUGUAGGCAGUAUGGGAGCUUUAAGGCCUAAAGGGAAGGACUCACAGAGUGGCUCCUUGUCUCACGACACUCUGAGACAGGUCACAGCUCUUUUGGAGCUGGUGAAGUCGAGCAGUGAAAGCUCCCCCGAGGCGGCAGCUCUGUACUACGACGAACUGGCCAACCUAAUGUGGAGCUCUACACUGGACCCACAGGUGCAGGAAAUGAUUGGGAUGAGUGUUCUGGAUGACUUCCAAGAUGACUUUGUGGUGGACCUGGGGCCAGAUAUAACCGGUUCCUUUCCUUUUCCAGCCCAUGUGAUGUACAACCUGGAUGAGGAGGAGAGUCAGGGGUCUAUCGCCAUCAACCUGCUGCCUCUGUUGGCCAAAGAGACCCAAAACAAAGUAGAGCAGCAAACUCUAAGCAAGAAACCACAGAAGCACGUGUCCUCUCUGUGUUUAGCUCCAUUUUUCCGCCUCUUGAGGCUUUGUGAGGAGAAGCGGCACAAUGGAGACCUUGAAGAAAUUGAUGCUCUUUUAGGAUGCCCACUGAUCCUGACAAACAUGGAGGUUGUGGAGAAAGUGGAGAGCCUCUCGAAGGCUGAGAGGGAGUUCCUUUGUUCUCURCUCUUUCACACCAUCAACUGGUUCAGAGAGGUUGUAAAUGCCUUCUGCAGGCAAAAAGAAACGGAGAUGAAGAUGAAAGUGAUGACUCGCCUGCAGAACAUCACUUACCUGCAAACGAUGUUGGAGAGGACUCUCGCAGGAACUCCUGGUUACAUCCCACCUAUUUCCAACUUUGAUGGAGAGAGCACAGAUGGGAUCGCACUAAGUUUUACCGUCCCUGCUAAUAAAGCCAAGAAAGAUGGUGCAGGAAAGAAGAGGAAAGCUCCUGGGAAGAAUUCCGUAGAAGGAUGUUCCCUGUCUGAGGAGGCGACUGAAGCAGAUGAAACUCAGCAGGAGCAGCCAGAAAAGGAGAAGGAAAAAGAGGUCCGCCCCGGCGUCAGUUUGACCGCCUACAGACCGUUUUUCAGAGAGCUGGACUUGGAGGUGCUCGGCGUGCUGGAGUGUGGUCUGCUGUCGCGCUCGCUGCUGGACUCGGAGCAGCACACCAAGGUGCGAGAGGAUGUGCUGCUGGGUCCCGGUGAGCUCGUCUUCCUGCUGGAGGACAUGCUUCACAAACUGGAGUUCAGUCUUACAGCUGCCCCUGCCAGGAGAGCCCCUUUCCUCAAGGCCAGGGCUGAUAAAAGCAUAGGUUUUUCCCACCUCCAGCAGAGGAGCUCCAAAGACGUCACCUCCUACUGUGUCCAGCUGUUGCCCACUCUCUGCACACACCUGGAGAACUGCCACAAUCAUUUCCAGACGCUGCUGUCUGAGAACAACGGAGUUGUGGAUGGGCCGGCUACAGACGUUCAGGAGCAUCAGUUAAUGUCUUCUGGUUACCAGCUGCUCCUGCAGGUCCUGAACACGACGUUUAGCUGGUCUGGAUUCAGUCAGCCGGGACACAGGAACUUAUUAAAGAAGGCUUUGGGAGUUUUGGCUGGACGCCUUAAAGAAGGAGGUUCUGAGCUGACCUUGGAGCAGCUUGUGAAACACAGUUUUAAAUACCUGCUGAACUUCCGCAGCACGAUGCCAAACCUCAGCACAGCCCUGUCUCUCUCCCAGCUUCUGUCCACGGUGUCAGAGAAAGGAGGGAAUCCAGCCGCCUACAGAGAGCAGACCGCUUCCCUCGCUCGUCAUUUUCUAAACCAAGUCUGGGUGACGGCAAGCGGCGAGAAGGAGAAGGGGAACAAGUUCAACGAGGCUCUUCACGCUCUCCUCGGCAUUUACCUGGAGCAUGUUGACGAUGUUCUGAAGGCAUUGGAAGAAAUAACUGGAAAAGGAAUCCCUGAGCUGCUUGAUGCAUCCAAGGAGGAUAACUCUGCCUCCUGGCCCACUCUCAAUAGACAGACGUUCCUGGUGUUUUACAAAGUGAUGAUGGCAGAGUUGGAGAAAGCUGCCAGAAAGAUUCCUGCUGGCCAAAUGAGUGACGACUCUGAGGCUCAAAGUGAGAAACUGCUGACGUGGAACUUAGCUGUCAGAGACUUUCACAUCCUGGUCAACCUAGUGAAGGUGUUUGAUUCCAGGCCAGUACUUAACGUGUGCUUAAAGUAUGGACGGCUUUUUCUGGAGUCUUUCCUGAAGUUGGGGAUGCCGCUAUUAGACUACAGUUUCAAAAGGCACAAGGAGGACGUCCAGAGUUUGCUGAAGACCUUCCAGCUCAGCACUCGGCAGCUACACCACAUGUGUGGUCAUUCCAAGAUUCACCAGGAUACCAGCUUGACCAACCAUGUGCCAGCUUUGAAGAAGAGCCUGGAGCUGUUUUUAUACAGAGUGAAGGCCAUGCUGACGCUCAACAACUGCCAGGAGGCCUUUUGGAUGGGAAACCUGAAGAAUCGGAACCUGAAGGGUGAGGAGAUUCUUUCUCAGAGGUCACAAGGAAGUGAUGAUGAUGAAGAAGAGGAGGAGGAUCAAGGGUUGCCGCCACAACAGGAAGAGUCAGAGGAUGAGGACCAGGAGAGUGACCCUAAGGGAAUUCCCAAAAAUAAACUAAAAGAUGUGGAUCAAGACGACUCUGACUAAUCCUAAAAUACUUGUUGAUUUCUACAUAUUACUGACGUUUGCUUUGGAUGAAAAGCUCAUUUUAAGGUUAACCAUUUAAGUUCUUGUGAUGUUUAAGAGGAAGUAAUGGCACUUUCUAAACUGAUAAAAUAGUUCUUGACCUGAAAGGAAAUAUAUUUUAUUGUAGUUUCUGUUCCUUUUUUUGAAUGUGGCAAAAACAUUUUAAGUACAUGAAUGCAACAAACAUGCAGUGUGCCUAAUAAUUGUCAAUGGAUGCUUGUUAA